This is a messenger RNA of Orbilia oligospora ATCC 24927, 237 nucleotides long. RefSeq lists its product as uncharacterized. Bases 1 to 237 code for a protein of 78 amino acids. The record is from RefSeq and is a predicted model, not a curated record. The transcript has a single exon. Lineage: Eukaryota; Fungi; Ascomycota; Orbiliomycetes; Orbiliales; Orbiliaceae.
AUGCAAUUCAAAAACAUCAUCCUCAUCUCCACCACCACCGCUCUCUUCAUAUCCUCCGCCGCCGCAGCUCCAGCUCCCAAGCCAAACCCAUGGGUAGACCUCUACGGCGGUAUAGUCCAAGACUUCACAAACUCAAACGGUCAAUACUAUAACCCCACCGCCGGCGCGAACGCCGAUACACCACUCUACGGUCUUCUCACCGAUGUCAAGAACUGGUGGAACAAUUUCAGGAAGUAA